GCACCGGGAAGCAGCGCGACGCCGCUUCCUGCUUGAGGGCGGGCACUGCUGCUGUGAGGAGGUUCGUGUGUGAGUGUGUUUAAGUGUGUCCGAGUGUGUGUGAGUGUGUUCUCCUCCGCCAUGGACGACGAGCCCGAGAGGACCAAGCGCUGGGAAGGAGGCUACGAGAGAACAUGGGAAAUACUGAAAGAAGAUGAAUCCGGGUCGUUGAAGGCAACCAUCGAGGAUAUCCUGUUCAAGGCCAAGAGGAAAAGAAUCUACGAACACCAUGGACAAGUCCGGCUGGGAAUGAUGCGUCACCUUUAUGUGGUUAUUGAUGGAUCCAGAACGAUGGAGGACCAAGAUUUAAAACCCAACAGACUCACUUGCACUUUGAAGUUACUGGAAUAUUUUGUUGAAGAGUACUUUGACCAGAAUCCCAUUAGUCAGAUGGGCUUAAUUGUAACCAAGAGUAAAAGAGCUGAGAAAAUGACAGAGCUUUCAGGUAACCCAAAAAAGCACAUAGUUGCUCUAAAGAAAGCGGUGGAUAUGAACUGCCAAGGAGAGCCAUCUCUAUAUAAUUCCCUAAACUUGGCCAUGCAGACUUUAAAGCAUAUGCCAGGACAUACAAGCAGAGAGGUUUUAAUAGUCUUCAGCAGUCUUACAACAUGUGAUCCGGCUAACAUCUAUGAGCUAAUCAAGAGUUUGAAAGCAAUGAAGAUCAGAGUGUCUGUCAUUGGUCUGAGUGCUGAAGUUCGAGUCUGUACAGUACUGACCCGAGAAACUGGAGGCACAUACCACGUUAUUUUAGAUGAAAGCCAUUAUAAGGAACUGCUGAUGCAUCACGUUAGUCCUCCACCCGCCAGUUCCAGUUCGGAGUGCUCCCUGAUUCGAAUGGGUUUUCCCCAGCACACCAUUGCUUCCCUUUCUGACCAAGAUGCAAAGCCAUCCUUCAGCAUGGCACAACUGGAAAACAACAGUGAGCCAUGUCUUACACUGGAUGGGUAUUUCUGUCCUCAGUGCAGAGCCAAAUACAGUGAACUUCCUGUGGAAUGCAAGAUCUGCGGUCUUACACUGGUGUCUGCACCUCAUCUGGCUCGGUCUUACCACCACCUGUUUCCUUUGGAUGCCUUUCAGGAAAUUCCACUGGAGGAAUAUCAGGGAGAACGGUAUUGUCAAGGCUGCCAAGCAGAAUUCAAAGAUCAAAGUGUGUUUGUAUGUAAAAUGUGCAAGAAUGCAUUUUGUGUGGAGUGUGACAUGUUUGUUCACGACUCCCUGCACUGCUGUCCUGGCUGUAUUCAUGAGCACCCCACUCCCGCAUCUGUAUGAUGCCAUCUUUUAUUUUAAGAGAUUGUCGUAUCGGUUUUAUCCUUGUGUAAAUCUGUGUUUUUUACUUGGCCUUCAGUGAGGCACCUCAAAAUAAGAGUGAUUGAUUACAGGAGAAUGAACGCUGGGCUGGAAGCAGAUAUGUUUAUCUGAUGCAUUAAUUUUGUAACCGAUCAGAUGCAUUUAAUUCAGGAAUAUAUUUAUUUUAAAAGUUAUGAGGUUUUUCUGACUGUUGCUGCGGGUUUACAUGUACAUUUGUAAAUGUGGGAGUAAUAAAACUAGUUUUUUAUUUAGCAUGAUGGA
Messenger RNA from Coturnix japonica (Japanese quail), 1608 nucleotides. RefSeq names its product general transcription factor IIH subunit 2 (gene GTF2H2). The record is from RefSeq and is a predicted model, not a curated record. Gene Ontology annotation, molecular function: zinc ion binding. NCBI's taxonomy places the organism in Eukaryota, Metazoa, Chordata, Aves, Galliformes, Phasianidae. Gene Ontology annotation, cellular component: transcription factor TFIIH core complex; transcription factor TFIIH holo complex. Gene Ontology annotation, biological process: DNA-templated transcription; nucleotide-excision repair; regulation of transcription by RNA polymerase II.